Molecule: messenger RNA, 1914 nt
Organism: Fonsecaea multimorphosa CBS 102226
Lineage: Eukaryota; Fungi; Ascomycota; Eurotiomycetes; Chaetothyriales; Herpotrichiellaceae
Exons: 3
Coding region: 1-1914 (637 amino acids)
Biological process (GO): regulation of transcription by RNA polymerase II; cell differentiation
Molecular function (GO): DNA-binding transcription factor activity, RNA polymerase II-specific; RNA polymerase II cis-regulatory region sequence-specific DNA binding
Source: RefSeq, a predicted model, not a curated record
AUGGGUAAUCUCGACAUCAAAGUCGACCCGAUGGACGCGAUGGACUCGUUGUCGGACCAUGCAGACCUGGACCUCGACGUCUCGGUCGAAUCCACUCCCUCCCCAAAUGCCAGUCAACCCACGCAGACCACGCCCGCGACCUCGAAUGGUUCAGGCAACCAAGGAUCUGCAUCGGCUCCUCGCCGCCCUCCUCGCAAGAGCACCCUGACACAGCAGCAGAAAAACCAAAAGAGACAAAGGGCCACGCAAGAUCAAUUGGUGACUUUGGAAAUGGAAUUCAACAAGAAUCCUACUCCCACGGCCGCCACUCGGGAACGUAUUGCUCAGGAGAUCAACAUGACCGAACGUUCCGUCCAGAUUUGGUUCCAGAACAGUCGCCGACGCGCCAAGAUCAAGAUGCUCGCAAAGAAAAGCCUGGAAAAUGGCGAGGAUUUGGACAAUAUCCCAGAGUCCCUGAGACAGCUGCUGGCCAUGCAGGCCAUGGAAUCUGGAAGGCCAUUCCCUCGGCAGUUACUGCGACCUGGCGGGCCUAUGGCUCAGUACGGAGGCGGUGCUAUGAUGAUGAAUGGUGAUCCCAGCGCACAAGGCAAAGUUGUCAUUCAGCACUUUACUUGUCGCUCUUUGAGCAUCGGUACUUGGCGUCGCGUGGGUCAGAAUGCCAUGGACCUGGUUAUUUUCUACUCGCCCGACAAGGCGUGCAUCACCUACUACAUCAACAACGAUUCGGCCGGUUACAAGAUCGAGUUUCCCUUUGCCUUCAUCAAGAGCAUUCAGUUGGAACCCGGUGACACGGCGCCCACUGUAAAUGGAGCUCCACCGAGGCCAGGGGGACUUGUCAUUGAAUUGAACAGGCCACCCAAUUUCUUCAUGGAUUCCUCCAACUCAGGAGGCUUCUACCAGUGUGGUGACUUUACCGAGGACCAGCAAGCUUCCCAGAUUUUGGUUCACCAUCUCGGGGGACAUCCCAAGGUGCUGAGCGGUCAACUUGCCAAACUCGUCUCGCUCGAAUCGUUCCAGAACCGACUGAACCCGUUCGACAUCAAUGCCAUGCCUGCGUCUGCGCCAGUCUCUCCAAACAUGGGCAUUGUGCGACCCGCAUCCCAGCCCAAUGUCCAAUUCGCCCGCCCUCAGCCUCCUCAUGUCGGAAUGUUCCAAGAACAGUUCGGUGUGCAGCAUCAUCUUCACCCUGGACGGAUGCAUCCAGGCCACAAGCGACAGAGGAGUCGAUCUGUCCCCAUUGCCAUUGACUUUUCAAUGCUCCACGGACCUAUGCCGACCUUCCACAUCCAACAGCCCUCGCCUCAACUGGCGCCCGACCAGCACAACCUCUUCCAACCCAUGCCACAACAUCCCGUCCAGGCCCCUCUUGGGCCGACCCUGCAAAUCGAUACUUCGGCCGGAUAUGGCAUGGACUUCCGUCAAAUGCCCAUGUCCGCCACUGCCACAUCACCGUCGGAAUUCGCCAGCCCCGGCUUCUUUCCAUCCAACCCAGCUCAACCACCCAUGCCGGCAUCUGAGUUUGGCACGCCCCAGCAAUUCAACGCGCCAUUCUUGUCGCCCUCUCCCAUGGUUGACCAUACGAUGAUGCCUAGUUCGGUGUCUCCAAUGCCACACAUGGGUCAUCCGGACCCUGUGAUUGCCGACCACUCGCCCCCGUUGUCGGCGUUGCAUCGAAGCGCAUCGGCGGACAUGUUCAACCCGCACGGGAUGAUUGAUGACACGUUGAUGCUGGGGGAGAUGUACUCGAAGCAAAAUCUCAACAUGCCCAUGCCCAGUCCCGGGCUGGACGAGAAUGGGAUGCUGAUGAUGAACGACAUGUCGGAGUUCCACACGCCUCGAGAACACAUGGAUCUGCCGAUGACGCCGUUCGGCACCGUGGAUCCUCACGCUCUACAAGCUGGUCUCCAUCACUAA